CAGGACAAAAGGCAGAUGAAAAAGGAGUGGAGAAUAGAACACAAGAUAGUAGAGAAGGUAUGAAAAAGAGAGUGAAAAAGAGAAGGAUCAAAAGGAUCGGUAUAUUCAUUUUCUUCGGUGUCAAGAACACAAAUUGAAAAAAUAACCCAGCAAGGUAGUCCAAAAGACUUAUUUCCAUUGGGGUCUUGUUUGUUGAAUUGAUUAUAAUGAGAGCAAUAGUACAAAAAAAAAACUAAAAAAAACACUAGACUGUUAUACAGAUAUGACAAUGAAAAGGAGUUCUGACUGUAAUAAUUUGUAUUCAAUACAUAACAAUUUACUAUUGAAUAGUGCUCAGUCUCUGCUUUCACAGAGUCAUGGUUGGUUGAUAGCAUUCACAAAGAAACACAAAUACCAAAAUCACAUGACUAAGGUACAAUAAACCCUUGAAAAACACCCAUUUCCUGAUUGGAGACACUUCACAUAUGCACCUCACUGAAAAAUCAACCGAAGAAUUUUAAGGAUUUUAUAUCAAGAUGGCUACCAAAAUCAAUGAUGAUGCUUUGAGAGAGAUGUUGUCAGUUAUUUCAAAAUGGUAUGAUCAACAUGAAUACACAAAUAUGCUGAAAGUAUUGUACAGAGAUCUUUUGAAAGAUAAUUAUAAGUUGAAUAAGGCUACAAGGGUGAUGGAAUUAAUGGAUAUGCUAACUGCUUCUGGACAUAUUAAUCUCAAUGUUCUCUAUGAUACCAUAAACAUAACAGAGCAAAGAGGGAUCAAAGAUAUACUGCCAGUAUUUCAAAAUGUUGAAGAUGUAGAAAUCUCGAAAUUCACACAUCACAGACAAAAAAUUAUGAAGCUUGGAAUGGUACUGAUUGAUGAAGAUGUCAAAAAGAUCAGUGGAUUGUAUAAUAAACCAGUAAAGGAAUAUGCAGACACAUGGAGUUUGAUUAUGGAUCUGGAGCACAACAGGGUAAUUUGUGAAGGAAAAAUGGAAGCCUUCAUUGACAAAUUGGAUACCCUUAACCUCCAACAUGCUGUGGAAGCUUUAAAAGAAG
Anneissia japonica is the source of this 1035-nucleotide messenger RNA. RefSeq lists its product as uncharacterized. The transcript is spliced from 3 exons. Lineage: Eukaryota; Metazoa; Echinodermata; Crinoidea; Comatulida; Comatulidae. The record is from RefSeq and is a predicted model, not a curated record. The annotation marks the transcript as partial.